This is a messenger RNA of Lates calcarifer (barramundi perch), 1858 nucleotides long. RefSeq names its product nuclear prelamin A recognition factor-like (gene ciao3). The record is from RefSeq and is a predicted model, not a curated record. Gene Ontology annotation, cellular component: cytosolic [4Fe-4S] assembly targeting complex. Gene Ontology annotation, biological process: iron-sulfur cluster assembly. Lineage: Eukaryota; Metazoa; Chordata; Actinopteri; Centropomidae. Gene Ontology annotation, molecular function: 4 iron, 4 sulfur cluster binding.
CGACACAAAAGUAAACAACAAACACUUCACUUUACGGCAGCAAAGAUGGCCUCGCACUUCAGCGGUGUGCUGCAGUUGACAGAUCUGGAUGAUUUUAUUACCCCGUCUCAGGAAUGUGUCAAGCCUGUCAAAGUAGAGAAGAAACAAGGGAAAUCUGUGGCUAAAAUUCAAAUAGAGGAUGAUGGCAGUUACGUCCAAGUCAACCAGGAUGGCGGGAAGAAGAAGCUGGAGAAAGCAAAGAUCACGCUGAACGACUGUUUGGCCUGCAGUGGCUGUAUCACAUCAGCUGAGAGCGUCCUCAUCACACAGCAGAGCCACGAGGAGCUCUUUAAAGUGCUGCGUAACAAUAAGGCCAACGCGACUGAGCAGAAGGUUGUUGUAGUGUCGGUGUCACCGCAGUCCAGAGCCUCCCUCGCAGCACACUAUAACCUCAGCAGUAGUGAGGCUGGCAGGAGACUAACUUCUUUCUUCAAAGGCCUUGGGGUUCAUCAUGUGUUUGACACUAGCUUUAGUCGGACCUUCAGCCUGCUGGAGAGCCAGAGAGAGUUUGUGGAGCGGUUCCAGAGGAAGGAGCAGGACAGCAAGGCCCUGCCCAUGCUGACAUCUGCCUGUCCAGGUUGGAUCUGCUAUGCAGAGAAGACCCACGGGGAGUUUAUUCUCCCAUACAUUAGUACCACCCGCUCCCCCCAGCAGAUGAUGGGCACACUGGUUAAAGGCUAUUUUGCUGAACAGCAGGGCCUGAGUCCACAGCAGAUCUACCACGUGGCAGUAAUGCCCUGCUUUGACAAGAAACUCGAAGCCUCGAGGUCAGACUUCUACAUGAGCAAAGCUGAGACCAGAGAAGUGGAUUGUGUCAUCACCUCCGGAGAGGUUCAGAAAAUGCUGGAGGAGGAAAACGUGUCUCUUAAUAAUGUGGAGCCUGCAGCCCCAGAUACAAUGUUCAGCAGUGUUUGUGGGGAUGAGUUCCUGAGCCAUGCUGGGAGUGGGUCAGGAGGUUACCUCCAUCAUGUCUUCACCUAUGCUGCCAAGCAGCUGUUUGGAGAAGAAGUUCAGGAACUCACCUACAAGACCCUCAGGAAUAAAGACUUUCAGGAAGUAACUCUUGAGAAGGAUGGAGUUGUCCUGUUGUGUUUUGCUUCCACAUACGGUUUCCGCAACAUCCAGAACUUGGUGCAAAAACUCAAGAGGGGGAAGUCGCCUUACCACUUUGUGGAAGUUAUGGCAUGUCCGUCAGGUUGUCUAAAUGGUGGUGGACAGGUUAAGGCCUCAUCUGGUCAGAACCCAAAGGAGCUUCUUCAGAAGGUUGAGGAGCUCUACAAGGCAGAAAGCUCGCUGUCACCAGAAGAUGACACUCGCGUGGCCGAGCUGUAUCAGUCCUGGCUCAACAGUGUGGGGGAGGAGAGAGCCAAAGAGCUGCUGCACACACAGUACCACACUGUGGAGAAGAUGACCAACGGACUCACUAUGAAGUGGUGAUGAAUGACUACAGAAUCGUCCAAAUAUGACUCACAGAGAAGAGAAGGGUGGUGUGGUAAACCUGAAUACAAACAGGUUUGAUGUAUCCCAGCGACUGUUUAAACCACUGUCCUCCUGAGCCAAGGUGGAAGAUCAGGGCAUAGAUAAAAGACACAAUGCCUAAACAAAGCCAAAUCAUGUGUAUUGUCUGAUAAUUUUCCCUUACACUACUGAUGUGCUUUGAAUUGUAUAAAUAGUAAAUAACUCAUUUGUGUGGCACCUGUUACACUUUGAAAAUGUGAGCUGAAUUAACACGAAGCAAAAUAUGAUCAUUCCUUGUAUAUUUAACCAAAUGAUUAUCCAUAUAUAUACAUUUGAAAAAUAAACACAUUAUUUAAUUGUA